AUGCUUGUAUUACCACAGACUCCACCGGUAGCUCUUCCCUUUACUAAUCCGAAUGUUUCAUCUCAAUUGGUUUCCCUACGUGCAGCUAUACAAGUAUCUCAGCAUUCAAUUGAUACCACAGCUUACCUAAUCCAUUUAGAAGAUUAUUUACUGUCAAUCUUACAUGGUGUGAAGACAAACAGUUUCAAAUAUGAUACUAUCAUUUGUGAGGGAAUACCAUGGACUAGCAUAAAUCUCCCGAAACGAAAUAAGUUACUGAAAUUUUCACCAAGCUCUGGAUCAUCAUUGGAUGAUAAGGUAUCUUGGUCGGUUCAGAACGAGAUCUAUAUGACAUUGAUAUCCAUUACAUUGACAUAUCUUAAAAAAGCCGCUGAACUGACAAAUGAAAUCAUUUCUCAAGAUACAAAUAAUGUUGAUGAGUUCAAUGAAAACUGGAAACGCAUAACGUCAUAUUACAAAACUGCUAUAUCCUACGUAUUGUAUGCCAUGGAGUUACAACGUUGUGAAACAGUCAAGGAUGGUACAAAACUUAACGGUAUACUUUUGAACGUAAUUCAUAAAGUGUGUGAGAUUUCAAUUCAAAUGGUUAUUCUAAUUAAAUUUUCCUGGAUCAAUAGAAAUGCAUUUGAGUAUAAUAAUGAAACUAUUCAGACAGAAAAUAACUCAACAUUAUGUAAAGUUGCUAUUUAUAUUUUGCAGGAGUUGAAAGUUAUUAGAAAUUUGAUCAAUAACAUGUCCCUUUCCUCCAACGAUCAAGUUUAUGACUUUACUUUGGAUUAUUCUGAUUGGUUGGAUUAUCUUAAUGUAAUUGAAAAAUAUAUCAAUGGGUAUGCUGGGUUAUUUUUGAGUUUGCAAAUGUAUAAAGAAGACAAAUUGGGAAAUGCUAUAGGGUUGGUCCAUUUUAGUUUAUUAUCCUUACAAAGUAAGAAAUCAAUAGCAGCUGAACCAGUCAAGUCCAAGAAUGUGUUACGGAAUGUCAAGACAAAGAUUAGCAAUAAGAAAAAUGAUUCCUUAUUGUCUAGAUUAAGUUCCGUGUCAAGUUUACAAGUUGAUAAAUCGGCAUUCAAUGAAAAAACUUCUCCUUCUUCAAAACUUAUAUUGAAUGACUUGACAUAUUUAUUUGAUCAAUUGAUUAAAUUAAACUUGAAAUUUACUAAAGAGAAUGAUAAUUUGAAAUUUGACACCAUUGUUAAUUGGCAGGAUAUAUUUGUUGAUAGCAAGUGGCCAACUGGUUAUGCCAUUCCAGUUUCAUCUAUAAAACCAUAUGAUCCGUUCCCAGUUGAUGCAUCAGAUCAAGAUAAACACGAAUAUGCUGGACGCGGAGCCUACUAUUAG
Candida tropicalis MYA-3404 is the source of this 1335-nucleotide messenger RNA. RefSeq lists its product as uncharacterized. The coding region runs from base 1 to 1335 and encodes 444 amino acids. The record is from RefSeq and is a predicted model, not a curated record. Lineage: Eukaryota; Fungi; Ascomycota; Pichiomycetes; Serinales; Debaryomycetaceae. The transcript has a single exon.